Messenger RNA from Vollenhovia emeryi, 1981 nucleotides. RefSeq names its product ejaculatory bulb-specific protein 3-like. The record is from RefSeq and is a predicted model, not a curated record. Bases 99 to 821 code for a protein of 240 amino acids. The transcript is spliced from 5 exons. Lineage: Eukaryota; Metazoa; Arthropoda; Insecta; Hymenoptera; Formicidae.
CCCACCCUGCCGCGUUCGCGUCUUCGCACGUAUAUAAAGUCAAGUCACACCGGUAUGUCCGUACAAUUACGUCAGAUUACGAAUAAUACGUGUUAGUCAUGAAGCUCGCGGUGGUUUGCCUGUUCGCUCUCAUUUCUGUCGUCUACGUUUACGCAGACAACGAGAGUGGAUACACGACUAAAUUUGACAACAUAGAUCUAGAUCAAAUUCUUAGAAAUGACCGAUUGUUGAAGCGAUAUGUCGAUUGCGUGCUGGACAAGCCCAAUGUUCGGUGUCCCGCUGAAGCCAUUGAACUGAAGAAAUACAUAAACGAUGCUCUAGAAACCGAAUGUGAGAAAUGUUCGGAUCGCCAGAGACAGGGCGUCAGAAAGGUGAUAAAAUUCCUAGUGCUAAAUAAGCCAGACACAUGGAACGACCUGAAGGCGAAAUACGAUCCGGAAGGAACUUACGUGAAGAAGUAUGAGGACAUGGCCAAGCAGGAAGGCGUUCAGGAGGCGUACACUACGAAAUUCGACAAUGUCGACGUGGACGCGAUAAUAAACAACGAGAGGCUGUUAAACGGAUACGUGGGUUGCCUGCUCGAACGGAACCCCUGCACCCCGGACGCGGGGGAACUCAAAAAGAAUCUGCCGGACGCGUUGGAGCACGAUUGCGCCGGAUGUAGCGAGGCGCAGAAAAACGCGGCCGACAGGAUCUCUCAUCAUCUGAUCGACAAUAAGCCGGACGACUGGAAAUUGUUGGAAGACAAAUUCGACCCUACCGGGGCGUACCGACGGCGCUACCUGGAGAACAAGUCCAAGGAAGGGGGCCAACUCGACUAAAGGUCGUUCUGCGCGCCGUAAGGACCGUAAUGCCGACCUCUAAUGGCGACCUCGGCUCUAUCCUCCGGAUUUGAUUGCUCACCUUGUAAUCCUUGUCACACGCGGCGGUGUUUUACUUUACGUAACGAUUACGUAACGGAAAACCCUGUUGCAUUCCAUCUUCUUUCGGAGCAUGGAAGUUUCCAUGUAUGUACACACAUUGAGACGGGAUAUUUAAAAAAAAAUCCAACAAAAACAAAACGUCUGAGUUUUACGCUGCAUUUUCGCACUAACGCGUCAUGCCGUAGAUUUGAUUUAAUCCUCCGGUUAGAGGCGUACGUGCCUGGACAUUUAAAUGUGCACUUACUGCACUGAUUUAUCAGACUUACUGACUUUUAAAGACGAAUAUUUUAUUCAACGAAACCAGCUAAUAUCCUUGAACAGACGAGCCGUUUUUCACAACAGGUUUUUCUGCAACGACUUACGUUUAGAUUGGCAAAUAACAAGUAAUAAAAAUUUAUCAGCAAUGUAUAUAAAAGAGACUUACCAGAAUGUAUUUUAAUAUCGAGAAUACAAGGGCAAGGAUUCAUUCCAGUCGUUCACGAAAAUGAUUUGACUAAAAGUGACGUAGUAAUUAGAAUAUUAGAAUAAUAAUGUUUUAUUACGCACAUAAGGGGAAGUAACGUACGAAAAAGCACAGAGAGAGGAGAGAGAGAGAGAAGCGUUGAAAAGGAUUCAUUGCAAAUAACCAUAAUUCUGCACGUAGAAAUUUACUAGGUGAAACAAUCUCGAUACAAUUAUGCAUAACGAUGAAGAAACAAUUACCUCUAACUCUAUGUUGAAAUAUCUACAGCAAUAAAUUGACAAGGAAGAUAAAAAACAGCGAGCGUUAUGCACAAACCUCUACUUUUGCAACGACCUGGUCGAUAGCUUCAACGUACUAUAAUUUGCCUUUAAAUUAAUUUGUACUCUUUUUAAUUACAAAAAUUAUAUUGUACAAUAUCAUUCCUCGUCGUUAUACAAAAAAUAUAUAUGUAUACAUCAUAUAUCUUGUUAUUUUAAUUGCUCUUUUGAUUUCUUCACCUAUUUUUUCUUAUAUGAAUUUCGUUUAAGUUUAUAUGCUGCUAUUCUAUAACAUUUACUGUAAACAUUGUGAUGAAAUAAACACAAGCUGCAUCCAA